Molecule: messenger RNA, 786 nt
Organism: Kwoniella shivajii
Lineage: Eukaryota; Fungi; Basidiomycota; Tremellomycetes; Tremellales; Cryptococcaceae
Exons: 8
Coding region: 1-786 (261 amino acids)
Source: RefSeq, a predicted model, not a curated record
AUGGAUUUCCUCAAGAAAAUGGCUACCGACGCAAUGAGCGGCGAUGAGAGACAACAACAACAACAAGGAGGUCAAGGUCAAUAUGGACAAGAUAAUGAACAAGGACAGUACGGACAAGGUAACCAAGGUGAUUAUGGUAAUGAACAAGGUAGUUACGGUGGUCAACAAGGUGGAUACGGUGGUCAACAAGGUGGCAAUGAAUAUGGUAACACUGGUGGUGAACAAUACAACAGACCUCACGGUGAAGGUGGUGCUGGUGGAUACUCUAGUGGUGGUGGAGCACCCACUAUCAACGAAAACACAGCUAUCAACGCUGCGAAUGAACACGCCGCCAACGGAAGCGAAAACUCAUCAUUGUUCUCAACUGCCAUGGGAUUCUUAGGAAACAUGAACAAAGAUGAUAGUGACGUAGAUGAGGACAAAGUUCAACAGCAACAUGACGAAGCUUAUUCGCAAGGUAACGCAGGUGGAAUGAGCGCCAACGCUAUUGGAAGUGCCGCAGCUAUGCAAGCUCUCAAGUCAUUCACUUCUGGGCAAAGCGGUGCUGCUUCUAGCAGUGGUGGUGGCGACAUGCAAUCCAAGAUCAUCGGUAUGGCCAUGUCCGAAGCUGCUAAGCUUUUUGACCAAUCUGGCGGUGCCGCUCAAGGCAACAAACAAGAUGCCGUCACUUCAGCCGGUCAAACAAUCAUGAAAUUACUCAUCAAAUCUCAAAUGUCAGGUAUGAUGGGCGGAGGUAAUUCUGGCGGCCUCUCAGGAUUAAUGGGAAUGGCUUCCAAAUUCAUGUAG